AUGAUUUUGAAAUAUCUUUGGUCAGCUGUGGCUGGAGCGGCGGUAGUUGCUUCAUUCAUCGUGCUGCUCCUGGCGCUCUCAUACAUAUUUUGGGAGCGAUUCGUCAGCGUCAUGGAGGGCCUUAGUCGCGCCGAUGUGGCACUGUUCAAUCGGGAGCUGAAAAAAGGAAGUUCCUAUUAUAAAUGGAUGGAUCGUGCGGAACCGACGGGAAUGAGUGCCGUCGCCUUUGUAGCAGGCGCGGCGGUGCUCUUAAUCGUGGCCCUACUAUCAUUCCUGCCCAUGAUAAGGAUGUGGCCGCGCUGCUCCGGCCGACUGAUAGCAGCCAGAAUCGCCCUAAAAGCCGCAGUCGCUGAGGAGCCGGCCGCCGUCACGACUGGCUGUUAA
This is a messenger RNA of Strongylus vulgaris, 384 nucleotides long. NCBI's taxonomy places the organism in Eukaryota, Metazoa, Nematoda, Chromadorea, Rhabditida, Strongylidae. The record is from the annotation of a GenBank genome assembly.